Molecule: messenger RNA, 1571 nt
Organism: Scaptodrosophila lebanonensis
Lineage: Eukaryota; Metazoa; Arthropoda; Insecta; Diptera; Drosophilidae
Product: alpha-tocopherol transfer protein-like
Exons: 6
Coding region: 251-1171 (306 amino acids)
Cellular component (GO): membrane
Molecular function (GO): phosphatidylinositol bisphosphate binding
Source: RefSeq, a predicted model, not a curated record
GUUUCAUCUGCGCUUUCGGCCCAGUUGCACGCGUCUUCGUUUCAAGUUCGUGUUCAAGUUAUAUCGUUUGGUAUUAACAUUAACGCUCACGCACGUUCUGCGGUCCAAACUCGUUUUAAAUCUGUGUUGUGUGUACUACAUAUCCAAUACUAUUAUUUAUUUUGUAUAUCUUUGCAAAGCAAUUUGAAGGCAGCGGCUUCACAUAAUAACGUUUAUUAACAAAAGAAUAUAGAAAAAAAACAAUAACAAAAUGAGAGUACCCACGAUGCUAUCGGAAAUAUCCGAGCUACCCUCGCUGCAAUUGGGCGACUAUACGCUACAAUUCGAAUUGGGCGAACCUACAGCUGCUACCAAGGAGGUGGCCGCCAAGGAGCUCCGCGAGUCCCCGGAACGUCAGAAGCAGGCCGUGGAAGAGCUGAAAAAGCUCCUAGAACAGGAAACCGAUUUGUCUUGCCCCAAGGAUAAUGAGCUGUGGCUUAUACGUUUCUUGCGUCCCUGCAAGUAUUAUCCAGAGAGCGCCAGAGAUUUGAUCAAGCGCUACUACUCCUUCAAGGUGAAGCAUGCCGAUGUGUAUGAUAAUUUGAAGCCCACACGUGAGACCAACAUCUUUAGUCACAACAUACUGACCGUGUUUCCCAAUCGUGAUCAGGCCGGUCGUCGCAUUUUGCUGCUCGAGCUGGGCAAGCGCUGGAAACACAAGCAAGUCACGCUCGAUGAGGUCUUCAAGGGCGCUGUCAUCUUCUUGGAGGCAGCCAUGCUCGAACCAGAGACACAAAUCAAUGGCGCUGUCGUCAUAUUCGACAUGGAUGGCCUCAGCUUGCAACAGACUUGGCAAUUCACGCCUCCAUUUGCCAAGCGCAUUGUGGACUGGCUGCAAGAUUCGGUACCGUUGCGCAUAAAAGCCAUACACAUCGUCAAUCAGCCGAAGAUCUUCAAUGUGGUGUUUGCGCUCUUUAAGCCGUUCCUGCGUGAAAAGCUGCGCAGUCGCAUCAUCUUCCAUGGCACGGAUCGCGACUCCCUGCACAAAUACAUGUCGCCCAAGUGCCUGCCGGCAUGCUAUGGCGGCAUUCUCGAGCUGCCCCGCAUCGAUGGCGAUCAAUGGUACCAGCUGCUCCUCAAGUGCGAUGCCGAGUAUGACGCCAUCAACUCGUUUGGCUACAAGAAGAAGUGAACAGUGAGUGGUGGACGUGGAUGUGGAUGUGGACGUGGAAGUGGGAGGGUAAUUGAUGUACAGCCAUGCAUAUAAGCAAGUGAUAUUAUUACUUAUAUACAUAUACUUAAGUGCAUAUCUCUUGUUUCAAUAGCUUUUUAACUCACCUUAUACUGUAUGAUAUGUGCUUAGAAUGUAGUUUAUCAAUUUGUUAUACGCUUGCCCGUUCAACGGCUGCGGAACUGUUCCAUUUAUUGUCGCAGUCCGUUGGAUCAUUUUUAUUAAGCAUAGCGCCUAAAAGUUUGCCCUAGUUUUAGCUGAUCUUCUCGCACAUGCGUCUCAUUGGGUUUAGCAUACAUAUACAUACAGUUAACUGUUAUAUUUUUGUAUAAAAUAUACUAUUGAAUAUGCAUACAUACAA